AUGGCUCCAAUUACGCCGAUUAACGUCUUACCAAAAUUAGCACCAGACAGUGAAACUCUUUCUCCAAGGACAUCACAUGAAUGGAAGGUGGCUCUGCAUGGAAUUAAGCUACAGUAUCUUCGACGGAAAUACAAGCAGUGUGCAGCCCGUGCCAGCAGGCUGCUGGAUACAGCAACGAGACCAAUUCAUCCCGUCUACAAGACCUAUCUCCAAUUCUACCUCGCCAUCUCGUACGAAAUGCUGGGCCGAGCAGCUCACCAUUAUGCCAGCAGCAAGCUUCCACUUCUCCAGCUGUCAUUGGACCAUCUCAUGGCGUGCAACGUGUCGCUUCCCCCUCUCAUACCGGUCCCAGAGGGCAGUCCGGAGUCUGCAUCCGGGUCUUCAGACGCGUGGACCUCUCCUGCUUCGUCUGAAGACACGGAGGGCGCCUUUACGACCGAGGAUGUCGUUGGCUCUGUUUCCCGCAUGAUCGACUUGUCGAUGGAAUCUCCGUUUCUGGCAGAGGACGAUCCCUUCAUCUCCCUUGAGACGCUCGAUGAAGAAGCUGCAAGUUGUUCCUUUGAGCUCCCCAAACGGAGUCUCAGUCUGAAAAAGCUCAUGCCAUCACCAUUGCGAAUCCGCAAAGUCAGUCAAAACCAAGAUGCUGUUCCACCAGCUAAGGAGGCUGUAAAGUCCACUGGGUCACCUGCUCCACGAGUCAAAACCCGAGCCCAACCUUUCUCUCUUCCACUGAAGAUAAUCGCGUCUUGGAACUCGUGUGACGAGUCCAGCUUCCAAUUGGAAAGAGAAGAGCCCCAAUUGAAAAGCACGCGCAAGUCGACAUCGAAUAAAGGAACGACGAACCGCGGCGAUAUGACCUUCACACCUCGACGUGUCAAAGCAAUCCGUCGAUACAACAACUUGAUCCUGAGCUUUGGCGCACAACUCCGUUCCAAUAUCGCAACAGUAUCCGCCCUCAUCGCGAACGUGACGGAGCUGCAACACAUCCAUCGAACGAGCCGAUGUCCCCGCACGAGGUCAUUCUGGAGCUUUCGACCGGUUGAAACACGACAAAAGGACCAAGAUGAUAACUGCUCUCGUCUGCGUUCAGACCUGCCGUGUGUCAAUUCUUUCUCCUUUGCGAUUCCGGGCGCCCUGCUCGACGAAACCAAGGAACAGCGCAUCUCACGUCUGCGGUCAGAAUGUUGGAAGACGGUGGGGCUGAAAAACCCGCGUCGCGGAUGGAAGGGGAGAGAGUACUACGAGAGGUUUUGCUCUCAAGUUCUGGAUGAUUUUGACUAG
Molecule: messenger RNA, 1281 nt
Organism: Rasamsonia emersonii CBS 393.64
Lineage: Eukaryota; Fungi; Ascomycota; Eurotiomycetes; Eurotiales; Trichocomaceae
Exons: 2
Coding region: 1-1281 (426 amino acids)
Source: RefSeq, a predicted model, not a curated record